Molecule: messenger RNA, 1375 nt
Organism: Rosa rugosa (rugosa rose)
Lineage: Eukaryota; Viridiplantae; Streptophyta; Magnoliopsida; Rosales; Rosaceae
Exons: 3
Coding region: 65-1327 (420 amino acids)
Source: RefSeq, a predicted model, not a curated record
AACCAAACCCAAAACCCACAUCCAAAUAGUAAAACCCUAAGACGGGUUUUUACUUCCGGAUCCGAUGUGGCGCAGAAGAGCUGGAUGGAACAUCCGGAAGCUCUCAACGGCAAUACGCCGCCGUAUUAACGACGAGGGCGACUGGUCCUACGCCUCCGAAUGGUGGGGCACCGAAUCGGACGGCCGCAUCGUCCUCCGCUCCACAUCCGACAAAGGAAACGGCGUCGUCUCCGUCGCCGCUUUCCCUGCCUCCAAUCCCAGCAAGCUUCACUGGGCAGCAACAGAGAGAUGGCUAGAGCAAAGGUACGCAGAGAUAGACGAUUCCCAGUGUUACAAUGAGAAGUUCAGAGUGCUUGGAUAUGAAUGGCGCGCUCUUCGUUUUAACGACGACACUCGCCAAAGCACGGUCAAAAUCUUGGCUGCUUUCCGGCAAUCGGAGCCGGCCUCUUUUGCUCUUAUGCAGCAACCUCAUUGCCUCGCUGUUCCAUAUCUUAAGAGUAUGUUAUCAGCUGGGUUGGCUACUAUAGCUUGUUGUGAUUUCAAUGUGAAGAAAGUGGCGGCUGGGAAGGAAAAGAUGAGUAUUUUAUGCAUUGGCCAUGGAGGAGGGAGCUUGCCAUUGUUUUUGGCUAGUAAAAUUCAAGGUGCUACGGUUGACAUAGUUGAAAUCGAUCCUGUUGUAAUCUCAGCCUCGGUUCAAGCUAUGGGGUUUCCUGCUUACUCAGUUAUGAAUCCGUCAGGCAAGCGCGCUUUUUCAAAACCCGAUAUCAUGGAUGAGGUUCUGUGGAAAGGCAUCCACGAGAGGCUGUUUCUCUAUGAAUCAGAUGCUGAGGAUUUCAUUCUCAAAACCACCAAUGUGUAUGAUAUGAUCUUCAUUGAUGCUUAUGACGGGGAAGACAUAUUCCCUCGUAAGUUGUGGGACACAGAUUCACCAUUUAUGAAAACUCUCAGCAGUCGGCUUCACCCCGAUCAUGGAACGGUUGUGGUGAACCUUCAUUCAGAUUCUGAGGUUUUGAAUCCUGAUGGCUCUGUUCCGUCCAUUCUGGAGCAAGUUUUGCCAAUGGGAAAGUAUGUCUCCCAGGUUUGCCAAGCAUACAAGGAUGUGGUAGUGGGCGGUCGAGACUCUGGUUUGGGGUUUACUGUUUCCGUUCCUUGGGUCUGCAACAUGUCUAUGGUUGUUUGCAGAGGUUUUGGGAUUAAGGGUGGGUACACGAACAGGGAUGUGAUUUUGAAUACUCUCAUGUGCAAAUCAUUUGAAGUUGAAAAUGUUCUCAACUUACCCUUCUCAUGUUUGCAAUAUGUAAAGAGAGGUUUUAGUCUUCUUGAUUAAUACAAAUGCCAAGUUUAUACCCAAUUGAAAUUCUUCACUACUCUAGCA